AGAAUCGUCUUAGGAACCCAGCUGGAGGAUAUCCUCAGCAAGGUUACCAAGCUCGGCCUCCAACAAGCUGGGCCCCUCCUGGUGCACCAAUGCAACAACCUGCAUAUGGCUACGUUCAACCUGGAGCAUACCCUGGCUCAACUCCCCAGUAUAACAUGAGUCAACCACCUUAUGGUGGUUAUCCUCCUCAACCGACUUCUGGUGGAUAUGCCACUGGUUGGGACCAGGCAACUGCUACACCAAACCAGCAGACUACUGCUCAGGGAGGUGGGUAUGAUUACUAUAGUCAGCAGCCACUUGUGCAACAGCAGCAAACCCCUGGUGGUCCUGUAGCCCCCACAGAUAAUACCGCCUAUGGUUACAAUCAGCCACCAGUUUCUGGUUAUAGUCAACAAGGACAAGGUUAUGCUCAGGAUGGCUAUGGUGGAUAUCAUGCACCUCCCCCUCAAUCUGGGUAUGGUCAGGCACCAAAUCCUAAUCCAGGGUAUGAUCAGCAGCAAGGUUAUAAUUCUACAACUGGUGGAUAUGGUAAUGUUUCCAACCCACUGCCUGAUGGACACGCUGCUUCAUACGGAACUCAGGGGGAAGCCAACCAAACACCUCCACCAGCCCAUUCAACUGCAAUGGGCCAGCAAGGAUACACUUCUGGUCAGCAGCCUAGUCCUAACCCAAGUUACCCGCCUCAGGGUUCGACCCAACCGGGCUAUGGAAUACCCCCAACUUCCCAAGGUGGUUAUGGGACUCAACCUCCUUCAGGAUAUGGGCCCGGUUAUGCACCACCUCAAGGUCAGAAGCCACUGGCUGGUCAGCCAGCUUAUGGGCAACCCCAACAGUCGCCUACUGCCCAAGGAGGCUAUGUCCAGCCUGCUUCUGUACAGCCAGGGUAUCCCCAUUCUCAGCCACCAACUGCUCAAUCUGGUUAUGCUCAGCCGGAUUCUGGUACCCAACGAGCUCCACCAUCCGGCUAUGGUACUCCAACUGCUCAGCCAGGGGCAUAUCCCUCACCAUACGGUGCACCACCUGCUACUCAGCCAAGUUAUGGGCAACAGCAACAACCAGCAUACAACGGCCCUUAUGGUACUGGCUAUGCCCAACCUCCUGUGUAUACAACUGAUGGCAAUGCAAGCGGGAGUGCUCGUGGAACCUAUGACGCUACUCCAGCUGCACAACCUGUUCAGCCUAGUGGGGUUGCUAAAACCUCACCAUAGACUGUAUGUGUGGUUAUUGGGGAAUAGUUUGGAACAUUUGAUACUUUGGUGCCUAUUAAUGUCUCUGUAUGACUGAAUUAGGGUUAACUUUACUUUUCUUAGUGUAUCGGUCUUAACGUUGUUUGAUGUUAUUGUUUUUGGGUUAUGAAUGGUUAUCGUUUCAAGUUUGAACUUUCCUUUUGGUCUUUGUCCCAAACAUUAUCCUUUCAGUGAAGUACUAAAUGAUGUUGUGGAUAAUUGCCCUUUUAUU
Messenger RNA from Ilex paraguariensis (yerba mate), 1458 nucleotides. Lineage: Eukaryota; Viridiplantae; Streptophyta; Magnoliopsida; Aquifoliales; Aquifoliaceae. The record is from the annotation of a GenBank genome assembly.